Messenger RNA from Hevea brasiliensis (rubber tree), 1575 nucleotides. RefSeq names its product UPF0481 protein At3g47200. Lineage: Eukaryota; Viridiplantae; Streptophyta; Magnoliopsida; Malpighiales; Euphorbiaceae. Bases 159 to 1409 code for a protein of 416 amino acids. The transcript has 2 exons. The record is from RefSeq and is a predicted model, not a curated record.
UUAGUAGCAGGGAGGAGAGAAAUCAAAUUAUAGACACACAUCAAAAUUUAAUCACAGCUGUUAAUUAGCAGGAGCUCCUCUGUUACCCGGCAUAGUCUCAUUUGUGGAAGAAGCCAGAUUUUGAGUUUUUUGGUGCAAGGGGGGCAAACAUCUGACAGAUGGAUCAAAUGGAUGAACAAGAACGCGAGGAAUUGGUAAUUGAAAUCCCCAAGGAGAAUUCCUUGAAGCUUGAGAAUUGUAUCUACAAUAUUCCAACUACAAUUCCCAUAAUAAAUAAAAAAGCCUACACUCCUCAGGUAAUUUCUAUAGGCCCUAUUCAUCAUGGCAAAAAAAAAUUUGAGAAGAUGGAAAAUCAGAAACUGAUAUAUUUUAAAGAAUUCUGUAAAAGGAUGAGUGGGAAGACUGAAAAGGAAGUUGUGAGUGAUUUUUCGAGCAUUAUUAGAGACCACAAAGAUCGUAUAAGCAGUUGUUAUGUAGACAACUCUAAUUUUGGUGAUACUAGUAAGUUUGUAAAAAUGGUUUUGUUGGAUGCUGUGUUCAUCAUCGAGUUUGUUUUGAGAGGCCUAGAUUCAGAAUAUAAAAAUGAUUUUAUAAUUGGUCAACCAACGCUGAGAAAAGUUGUGGUGCUGGAUUUGUUACUACUUGAAAAUCAGCUGCCGUAUUUUAUUCUCAACGUAUUAUAUGCAGAAUUGAAAGUAAAAGCAAAAUUUUCUGGGCUUGUCUGCGAGUGCUUCACGAUAUACAAUCAGAAUGAAGUCUAUAAGUCUUUGAAGGAUGAUGACAUAUUGCAUUUUGUUGGUUUGAUGAGAUAUUUUUUGUGUGGUGCAUCCCGAGCCUCCCAGACGUGGUCUCCUGAUCAUACGAAACUCAAGUAUAGUGCAAGCAAAUUGCAUCAAGCAGGAGUAGUGUUUAAGGUGGCGGAAGGCAGUAAGUCCUUGCUAGACAUAGAAUUUGAUGUUAAAAGUGGUGUUUUGAAAAUGCCAGUCCUUGAAAUCAACGAAAACUUUGAAAUUGUUUUUAGAAACGUCAUGGCAUUGGAACAGUGUCAGUAUCAAUAUGAAAGUUACAUUUGCAAUUACAUUUUCCUGAUGGAUCAUCUUAUCAACACUGCUGAAGAUGUGGAUUUGCUCACAGAUGCUGGAAUUAUUAUUCAUUGGCUAGGCAGCAACAAAAUGAUGGCGAAUUUGAUUAACAAUCUCUGCCAAGGAAUGGAUGUAUAUGGGUCUUGUUACACUGCUAUUUGUCAAAAGUUGAAUAAAUACUAUAAGAGUAGUUGGAAUCGCAGGAAGGCAACCCUCAAACUUGUCUAUUUCAGCAAUCUUUGGAGAGGUACUGCGACUAUUGCAGCGGCACUGCUACUGAUUAUGACUUUGGCACAAACCAUAAGUUCCAUCAAAUCACUAUUCUAAGCUCUACCAUUGGCAGUACUAGUUUAGUUGUUGUUGGUGUCUCUGUGUGUGUUCUAUCUGUUGUAUUUUCUAUGUAUUUGAUAUUUCCUUCGCAUCUAUAAUUUGGACUAGGUGUUUUAUCCAUCUAGGACUAUUCUUGAAAAGGCAGGUAGCCCUAUUUGCAUUU